This is a messenger RNA of Westerdykella ornata, 1530 nucleotides long. RefSeq lists its product as uncharacterized. The record is from RefSeq and is a predicted model, not a curated record. Gene Ontology annotation, biological process: regulation of transcription by RNA polymerase II. NCBI's taxonomy places the organism in Eukaryota, Fungi, Ascomycota, Dothideomycetes, Pleosporales, Sporormiaceae. Gene Ontology annotation, cellular component: nucleus. The coding region runs from base 1 to 1530 and encodes 509 amino acids. The transcript has 4 exons.
AUGGCGAACAAACGUAAGGAGACAGAUGGGGAUGAGGGCGGAGCACAAAAACGAUUUCGUCGAGCUCUUGACGAUCAACAUGACGCUGGACGCGACGAUGACCCCUUUGCAAAUGAUACGCCUGCUGCUCCCGAUCCAUUCAUUCGUGAAGGCAUCAACCAAUCCGACGGCCGAUCACAAUGGCUCUGUACUUAUACCGGCUGCGAAUAUCGCUGCGAUCGUCUCGCGAAGAUUCAGAACCAUGUUCGGGUUCACACCGGGGAACGACCAUUUGUCUGUACCUACGGCAACUGCGAUAGGAGCUUUACACGCAAAGACAAACUUACUCAACACGUCAAGAACGUACACGGCGAGGAGGCUCCGCGUCCGCAUGCUUGUACCUGGGAAGGCUGCACGAAGAGUUUCGGCACCAAGCAACAUCUAAAGGAGCACAUCAAGUCUCACGAACGAUUGUUUUACUGCACGGGAUACCCACCUUGCACCGAGGCUUUCCGGAAACAAAAGACCCUGGAUUCUCACAUCGCGCAAAAGCAUCUGAAGAUAAACCCUUGGGCUUGCACCUUCAUCGACGCUGAGACUGGUGAGAAGUGCACCAAGAGCUACCAAACGGAAGGGAGCCUUCGACUUCACACCAAAACUUGCCACAAUGGAAAAGUGACCGAAGUAUUCUUUUGCGUACAUUGUCCUGCACCUGGUGCACAGAUGGAGACGUUCGAGACAGAGAUGGGCAUAAUAACCCAGCCGACCGAGCCACUCCGUUUCGCAACAAAAGAGGAGCUCUUGAAUCACGAGAAAGUGCAUCACCCGCCUGAGUGUAUGCUGUGCAAUCGGAAAUUCGCCAGCCAGAUGAAUCUGGACAACCACGUCGCUGUCGUCCACGGAGACCCAAAAUCACAACCUCAACUACCCUGCCCCUACCCCGACUGCAAGAGUGUCUUCAAGAAGCGAAGCAAUCUAAAUACGCAUAUUUGGAGCUUUCACGAAAAGCGGAAAAACUUUAAGACGGACCUGAAGGCGUGGGACGGGCACAACGCAUGCGGAGCAGCCUAUGCGUCCAAAUCCAGCCUCGAGCAGCACGUCCGCAGGGACCACCUCAAGAUGCCGAACCGCAAGCAGAUGAGAAAGAUGAGGAAAUCCCGGGCGCCGCCCCCGCCCUCGGCUCUGCGACUCCUCACCGGUGUCGGUUUCGACGGUGGCCGAACCAUCACGUGUUUGCAGGAAGGCUGUCAACACACCUUCUUCCGCGACUAUGACCUCCGUCGCCAUAUGCGCGCCGAACAUGACAUGGAACCUCAUGACAUUGAGGCCAGAAUCCUCGAACGCAACGCUCAGGAGGGCGGCGAGUUCUGGGUUCGAAGAGGCGAGGACUUGCUGUACGAGUCUGCCGAGACGAUCUCCUCCGUUUUAGCGUUCCUAGCGAUGUAUUAUGAUGAUGGCCUUGGUCUGUCACGUUUUAUACCCCUUGUUUCGGCGAGGCACCGCUUGUCUUGUUUUAUCGAGCACAAUACAGUGUCGCCAAUACGCUGCUGA